UAGUGACGAGAAAUAAAUCUCAUGGUUUAUUUUCAGUCAAGUUGAAACAUUAAAUCAGUAAUUCAUGUUAGAUUUUACAUGGAUGUGUGACUUACGCAUCAUUAUUAUUUUUUUUAUUGUUGUUUUUUUGUUGUUCAAGUGCAACUAACCACUUCCUUUCUGUUGCACCUACAUACACACUCCAUUUCAAAACACGUGGUAAUGUUCCAGUCCCUCCUUCGCUGUCUGAUGGUCACCAUGUCUCGUGUAAACCAAGCCGCUGUGUUCUUCACUCUGCUACUGGUUUUGUGUCGUGUCCUUACAGCGCCUCCACAUUUAUGUUUAGAGCCGACAGUUCCAGAGUGUCAUUCUCUGUCUGAUGGUCAUGAUGUUCAGCCAAAACCAAGCAGCUCUGCUCCUCAUUGUGCUGCUAGCGCGUCGUGUCUUUGCAGAGAUCUCAGUAACUGACCACAGGGAUAUGCCAGUAUCCAGAGGAGACUCAGUCACGUUCCACUGCAACGUAUCCAGAGAAAAUGCGUCGGAAAUUACCUGGAACUUUAAAAGCUUCAUUUAUAAACAUUCUAUCCUGAUAAAUCAGACUUUUUCAAAUGUAUCCUCUGACAGACUGAGAAUAGAUCCUUUAAAGUUAUAUAUUUUCAGUGCUCAACCUGAAGAUGCAGGACUUUAUUCAUGUAGUGUAACUGCCAGACGAGGCUUAAACAGUGUUUCCUGGAAUUUAACUGUGUCUGAGGACAUUGAAGAAAACAGCUCAUCAUAUUUACCAUACGUACUCACAUCUACAACUCUAUUGCUUCUAUGUGUCAUCGCAUCAGCUGUCUGCCUCUGGAGAAGAAGCAGGUCGAGGGCAGAGCAAACAUUUCCGGUCGGGGAUCAGACUCGAUCUGGAUCAAGAGAAGAGGGACACAAUCAAGAGGAAGACAACACGGAUCAGCGGAGAAACAAUAAGAGGAGGAGUCAGUACAUGGAGAGGCGGAAUUCAAUCUAUGGUGACAACUGGGUGGACAAGUCAUUAAGAUGAAGAUGGAAACAGAGACAUGGACGAUGUAUGAAGCACAUUACAUUUUCUAGUUUGAAAACCGGCACUUUGAGGGAAGUGGACUCUAAUUAAUACAAUAAAACUACAGUCUUCAUGUUAACGGUUACAGUUGUAAUGUUGUUAUAGUGUAAAUAAAGUUAAGUCAAAGCUAA
Messenger RNA from Mugil cephalus (flathead mullet), 1188 nucleotides. RefSeq lists its product as uncharacterized. The coding region runs from base 359 to 1018 and encodes 219 amino acids. The transcript has 6 exons. Lineage: Eukaryota; Metazoa; Chordata; Actinopteri; Mugiliformes; Mugilidae. The record is from RefSeq and is a predicted model, not a curated record.